UGCAACCUUGCUUCUAUUUCUCUUUCGGCUUUUGUGGUCAAUGGAGUUUUCGACUAUGGUUUAUUAGAGUAUAUUGUGGGUGUCACCGUCAAAAAUCUAAAUCGAGUGAUUGACAUAAACCACUAUCCAAUCCCCGAGGCGAAAUUGUCAAACUUAAGACACCGGCCAAUCGGGAUUGGUGUACAAGGAUUAGCUGACUGUUUUUGCAUGUUAAGAUACCCAUUUGAUAGCGAAGAAGCCAGAGAAGUAAAUAUAAAUAUAUUUGAAACAAUCUACUAUUCUGCACUGAAAAAAAGCUGUCUCCUUGCUCAAGAAUAUGGGCCAUAUGAGUCAUAUCCCGGGUCACCAAUAAGUCAAGGAAUACUGCAGCAUGACAUGUGGGGUGUUUCUGAUAGUUCUCGUCAUGAUUGGGCUACCCUCCGAGCGGAUAUUGCUAAGUAUGGAGUGAGGAAUUCUCUUCUUAUCGCACCAAUGCCAACGGCAACGACUGCUCAAAUUUUUGGAAAUAACGAGUCGAUUGAGCCUUUUACUAGCAAUUUUUACACUCGUCGUGUUCUGUCGGGGGAGUUCCAAAUUGUCAAUAAGUAUCUCCUCAAGGAUCUCGUCGAUGCUGGUCUUUGGAAUGACGACAUGAAAAAUGUUUUAUUACACUUUAAUGGGUCUGUACAGGCACUUCAGUUCUACAGUCAUGCGAAUACACUGAUUCAGUACAUUUGUCUCAUUAACAUGUUUAAAAACCACAAUUUCCUCCAAUCCAUAUUUUCUCUUAUGAAUGUAAAUUCCAUUUCCAGCCGAUCCAGGGACGCUCUUGGGUGUCCCAAUGUAAUAUGGAGUUCUGGUCUUGAGCGUCCUGAACAGAUACCAGCCGUCCCUGACUGCCUCGACAGCUCUGAUGGUGAGGACACUCUCCUUUUUGUCCCAGGGGAAAGUAUAAGAUAG
Molecule: messenger RNA, 939 nt
Organism: Octopus sinensis (East Asian common octopus)
Lineage: Eukaryota; Metazoa; Mollusca; Cephalopoda; Octopoda; Octopodidae
Product: ribonucleoside-diphosphate reductase large subunit-like
Exons: 2
Biological process (GO): deoxyribonucleotide biosynthetic process
Cellular component (GO): ribonucleoside-diphosphate reductase complex
Molecular function (GO): ribonucleoside-diphosphate reductase activity, thioredoxin disulfide as acceptor; ATP binding
Source: RefSeq, a predicted model, not a curated record